Molecule: messenger RNA, 570 nt
Organism: Pichia membranifaciens NRRL Y-2026
Lineage: Eukaryota; Fungi; Ascomycota; Pichiomycetes; Pichiales; Pichiaceae
Exons: 2
Coding region: 137-436 (99 amino acids)
Source: RefSeq, a predicted model, not a curated record
ACGAAAAGGAGAAAAAAAAAGGCUCGCAGCCCUUGCAAGUGGUCGUUUUCAGAGGGCACACAGCGGUGAAGGCGUUGCAGCAGUUGUGAGGCUACCGCUUGCGAGCCAUAGUUCAGUACCGAAUACACCACAGACGAUGAACACAGAAGAACAGACAAAGAGGGUGGUGCAGCAGUUCAGACACUACCCUUACCUCAUCUCCAAACCCGAUCUUGGCCGUUGGCAUCGGCAUCUCGGCCUACUAUCUCUACGAGAAGAGAGUUGGCAGAGAGCCGGGCCACUCGUUAAACGAGUUGCUUUGGGCAAAAUGGAACAGCUACAAAAAGGCAGACUAAUUCAGUCUACUAUGCAGCACAUUUGUAUAAAUCUGCAGACCGGACUGGCUAAUUGUGGAAUUGGCAAGUGGGGUCUGCACCCCCUCCUUCUUGCUAUUUAAUAUUAAUAAACCCCGUUGGUUCGAACUACCUCUACACCCCACCAAACUUGACACCGCCGAUGUUGUUUUCGUCGUCCUUCAUGAUGGUGGCCUUGCCCUGCUUGACCAACUUCUCGAGGACACGCACCAUCAUG